Molecule: messenger RNA, 644 nt
Organism: Clupea harengus (Atlantic herring)
Lineage: Eukaryota; Metazoa; Chordata; Actinopteri; Clupeiformes; Clupeidae
Product: interferon alpha-inducible protein 27-like protein 2A
Exons: 4
Coding region: 179-475 (98 amino acids)
Source: RefSeq, a predicted model, not a curated record
UUGACUGUUCUCUCCCUUGUACGUCGCUUUGGACAAAAGCGUCUGCUAAAUGACUAAAUGUAAAUGUAAAUGUAAUGCUCAUUUUGAGUUUCGUUUCUCUGGAAAUCACCGCCUACCAGUUAUAAAUACCAAAUUAGGCAUUUUGAGUUUCAUCUGACACACGAAGGAACAAACAACUAUGGGACUUUUGACUUUUGUGGCCGCAGCGGCGGGAGCAACGGGGGCGGUGGUCGCCGCACCGUUUGUGCUGACUGCAGUAGGCUUCACUGCAGGCGGGAUAGCUGCGGGAUCCAUAGCCUCCGGCAUGAUGUCCGCCGCAGCAGUGGCUAACGGAGGAGCUGUGGCAACCGGUAGUUUGGUGGCUUUGGGGCAGGCAGCAGGUGCAGCCGGUCUGUCUGCAGGAGCCACAGCAGCGGUUGCGACGACGGGGGGGGCAGUGGGCUGGCUUACUGCAGCUGCAGUCGCUCUUAUCUAGAAAGGCAUCAUCUGCUCUCCGUGGAGAAGACCGGGCCGACAACCAUCAGGAGUUUAUUUGACCUUGUCUCUUAUUUAAUCCGAAUACCAAAACUGGUAUACCUGCAGUUGCAUAGCUAAAUGCUACAAUACCCAAUAAAGAAAUAUCAAAUGAAAGACUUAAGCUCAAA